Molecule: messenger RNA, 717 nt
Organism: Chelonoidis abingdonii (Abingdon island giant tortoise)
Lineage: Eukaryota; Metazoa; Chordata; Testudines; Testudinidae
Gene: TIMP1
Product: TIMP metallopeptidase inhibitor 1
Biological process (GO): negative regulation of membrane protein ectodomain proteolysis; response to hormone; negative regulation of endopeptidase activity
Cellular component (GO): extracellular matrix
Molecular function (GO): metalloendopeptidase inhibitor activity; protease binding
Source: RefSeq, a predicted model, not a curated record
CUGCCCUGACCCCCCUCUCUUUGCCGUGCAGUGAUUCGGGGCAGGUUCAUGGGGGUCACUCCGCUGAGCCACAACAGCAGCCACGGGGAGUCCGUCCGCUAUGAGAUCAAAACCACCAAGAUCUACAAGGGGUUCGAGCUGCUGGCGGACGUUCCCUUCGUAGACACCCCGGCCCAGGAGAGCGUCUGUGGGUACCUGCACCCGGCACCCCUGAAGGGGGAGGAGUACCUCAUCAUGGCCACGCAGAAGGACGAGCGCCUGACGAUCUCCGCCUGCUCCUUCGUGCGCCCCUGGGGGCGCGUCCCCCCCAGCCAGCGCCGUGGGGUCAGCCAGGCCUACGAAGGGGGCUGUACCUGCCAGGUGGUGCCCUGUCUCUUCAUGCCCUGCUCGCUGUCGGGCGACGCCCAGUGCCUCUGGACCGACGGGCUCCUGGACCGGAGCUGGCAGGGGCCCCAGGACCAGGACCAGGCCUGCCUGCCCCGCCCCAGCCAGGGGGUGCCCCCCGGGGCCGACCCCUUCUGCACCUGGGAGCCCCUCAAGAGCAGCCUCCCCGGGGCCCUGCUCAAGGCAGGCCGGGGCCGGGAGCAGUGAGCCCCCGCACCACGCCGGCCCCCUGGACUGUGACCCCCGUGGGCUCUGAUUCCCCCCACUCUGCCCCGAACCCGUUAAAACUGUUUUCCUGAGUUGGAUUCGUAAAUAAAGAAAUCUCUGUGAGUC